AUGAGUAUGAACAAGUCACCAAAAGGAUUGAUCAGCGUAGAGAACGCCAGCAUUUACGGUUUGAAUUAUGCUUCCCGUGGUUGUCCGAUAGCUUUAAAAGUCCUCUCAACACCCACAGCUGACCUAAUUAGCGGUACCCUCUGCAUUGACUUGAAGGAUUUCUUCAAAAUUGAUGCAAUCUUCAAAAUCUCCACCUUUUUCUAUGACUCGGAUCCAAAUCCCGCUACUCUACAACUAUUCGACUUCAUAGUGCGUCUCAAUGUUACUCUGACUCUGCCCAAAAUUUAUCAGGAAGAGUCAGGAGCUCUGCUUAAAUUAGACGGUACUCCAACAGUGGAAAUGAGUAGCUUAAAGUUUAUACCACCACCAAAUGCUGAUACACAUGAUACCUUCAACUUUAUCACGGAUUUAGUAGGCACCCUUUCUGCUGGGCCAAUUGGUGGCUACAUUGAGAUGAGAAUGGCAGAAGCUGUCCAGAAGGCCCUCGGACAAAUAAAUAAGUCAAUGCAGAAAAGUGUGGCAAAAUUUGUGAAUCCAAGUGGAUCAUAA
Messenger RNA from Echinococcus granulosus, 549 nucleotides. RefSeq lists its product as hypothetical. The transcript has a single exon. The record is from RefSeq and is a predicted model, not a curated record. NCBI's taxonomy places the organism in Eukaryota, Metazoa, Platyhelminthes, Cestoda, Cyclophyllidea, Taeniidae. Bases 1 to 549 code for a protein of 182 amino acids.